AUGUCCUCGGAAAGAACACUUUCACCUGACGAGGACGAAAGUAGUAGCGACACCGGACACAGUAGUGACCACUUGAUCGAGGACGAAACGGCUCUGGGAGAGCAGCUCGGAGCAGUAGGAACCGGCAGUAGUAGUAGCAGCAACAACGGCGUCAGCGCUGAAACAAUCAUCGGAGGUCACGUCACGGUGGAAACAUCCUCGCCCAUCGGCAGUCCGGCCCCGGCAGAACUAGAAUCAGGGAACCCCGGAAGCCCCAUGACCGAGGGCACCGGCCGGGGGACCAAAGUAGCGCCACGACAGCAGCCCCUUCCGACGGUCGCCGGAAGCGGCCUGGCCGGCCAUUCGAACCAGGGCGGCAAACCGUACGGCUCCAGCAUGGUGCUAUCGACGAUACCAUUGGACACCGUGACCAGCAGCAGCAGCCAUCAACUGAUUCUGCAGCCCCACACGGGCAGCAACAUUUUCCACCAGUCACCCCAGCAGCAGCAGCAGCAGCAACCUUCGCAAACGCUCAACAACAACAACACGAGCUUUAAAAAUCACAACAACAGCAGCAACAGCGGCGUCGGCGUCGGGAGCAAAAACAUCCUCAUCAACACCGGCAACGGCCAUCAUCAUCCGCAGCUCCUUCCUCCGCAUCAGCACACGACGUACACCAUCAAUCUCGCCAACAACACCGUGGUCAGUAGCAGCAGCAGCAGCACCAGUUGCCAUCAGCAGCAGCAGCAGCAUAGUGCCACCAUCACCACCACAACCGCCUCCGGCGCCAGUAUGGCAACCAUGUCCGGCGGCGCCACCGCCAUCCUAUCCUCCAGCAUAGUGCCAUCUCCGGCCUCCCCGGGCACCAGUGGUGGUGGCAGUGGCGGGCUAGUGGUGUUAGAAAGGAGAGCGCUCGGAGCCGGCGGCCCAACAAUGACCGGGGCGCCACCGUCGAACGGCACCGCCAUUCCACCGCCCGGUUCGAAGCUGGUCCUACUGCACACCGGCGGUGGCCGGGAGGAUUAUAUAACAGCAGCGACGGCGGAUGCGAUCGGUGGCGUCGGCAACAUUGUGCUGCUGGCGACCGAGCAGAUGGAUAUGGCGGAGCAUGACAUUAUCAACAACAAUGUCAUCAUCAGUGCGAGCGGUGUCGUCGCGAACGGUAGCAGCAGCACCACGCCGCGAACCAUCGCCACGGUCAGUUCGCACCAACUGCAUCCGACAUCGGCAAGCGGCGGCGGCGGCGGCGUUGCUGGCACCACCACCACAGGAGCCCCGGUGGCGGCGGCCGCUGCACACGGCGACGAGGAACUCACAUCACUGACCUGGCUGCAGGACGAGAAUCUGCUUAAAGGUUAGCAUUUUGUGCCCGGUAUCAAUCUCUCCAAAGUGCCAGUAUCUUCCCCGGACAGCCCGAGACAGGUCGGUGGCGUUGCAACCGGUACCGUUGGUGGUGGUGUCGCCAGCGGGCGUCUCUCCCCGACCAGCGAUUUCAUCGAAGACUCGUCGAGCAUCUCAGAGGACAACACGUCAUCGGCGAACUCGUCCUCCGAGCACGGCAAUAGCACCGGAACUUACCACUCGGAAACGACCAGCACCACAACCGUGCUGGCAACGCCGGAGCAGCAGCAGCGCACCACCUCCCAGCACACAUUUCAGCUCGGAGCGGCGGCCGGGCAGGCGAAGACUAUUACGGCCAUCAACGGAGAAACCAUCAUCGAGUAUCCGGUGAUCGCGCUGAACCAUCACCAUCCGGUUGGCGCCAGCAAUGGCCACGCACCGCAGCAGCAGCAGGUCGUUAUCGAUGGCAGCAAAACGAUGAAAAUGACGCUGGUGACAGCCACAUCGUCGGGCAUCGAUGGUGGCACAUCGACGACGGUGCCAUAUACCGUGUCUUCUUCCUCCAUGAUGGCGAGUGGCGGCAGCGGUGGUGCCAUCUCGUACGUGGUCACCUCGCCGGCCAAUUCCUCCAGCAGUGCCGUCCCGAUCGCUUCCUCAACGCCAGUCAGCAGUAGCGGCAACAGCAACGGCAACAGUAAAAGUAAUUCCAGCAGCACCAACGUUACACCGCAUCAGCACUUCCACAAGAAGUAUCUGCGCGAAGAGCUGGUCAAGCAGCAGCAACAGGAGCAGCAGCAACAACAGCAACAGCAACAGGUUUAUCAACCGAAGCACAGCAUGGGCGGAUCGAUAACGACGAUCGCGAACGGUGUUGUUGCCGGUGGCGCUGGCAGUGUCAACAACGUUUUCCUUACGCCACUGAAACAGCAGAUCAACAGUGCACUGAAAUAUGAAGACGGCUUUGAGAACGGUGAGGAUCGAUCGUACCAUCAUCUACCUCCGGCGGCGCCCAUGAAAAAUGGGAGCACCAGCUAUGGCGGUAGCAGCAGCACCAUGAGCUCACCAAAUGUGAGCGGCGAAGAGUACGGCGGAACGACGGUCACGACCGUUUACGGUGGCCUGAACCUGGUGAAACAGUCGCCGGCGGUGUCACCUUCUCACAAUGGCAGUGCCAGCAAUGGCGCGGUGGCGAUAAUGAUGAACGGUGCUGGCAACCAGCACCACCACCACCAGGUUCAGCAUCUCCAUCCCACUCAGCAUCACCAUCACCAGCAGCAGCAGCAGCAGCAUCAUCUCCAGCAUCAGCCACAGCUACAGCACGCAUCACCGUCCGUUGCCGUUCAGCUUCCGCCGUCCUCGUCGUCCUCUGCCCUGUCGAUGCCAUCGUCUCCGCAGGGCGGCGGUAGCAGCAAUUCCGCGGUCAGCCCCUCGAAGCUUCCGCCGCCGAAAGCGAAGCAUCCGACCAACGUGCCAUACGAUCCGCUGGUCCACGUCAACAACAAGCCUCCGUUCAGCUUCAGUUCGCUCAUCUUUAUGGCCAUCGAAAACUCACAACAGAAGGCGCUACCGGUGAAGGAAAUUUACGCGUGGAUCGUGCACCACUUCCCGUACUUCAAGACGGCGCCGACCGGCUGGAAGAACAGCGUACGCCACAAUCUUUCGCUCAACAAGUGUUUCCAAAAGGUGGAAAAAGCAGCGAACCUCGGCAAAGGUUCGCUGUGGAUGGUGGAGCCACAGUUCAGACCAAAUCUUAUCCAGGCCCUGUCACGCUCUCCGUUCCACGCCGGGUCCGGUAUCGAUAAGGCCACGUACAAAAGCAUGCAGCAGCAGCAGCGUUCGACCAACGCGAGCCCCACGGGCAACAACGGAGCGCAGUAUUCGAAGCAGGACAACUUUCCACAGCUCGCCAGCCGCUUAGCACCGUCGGAUGCACAAAACGGGCUGCAUGACGAUCCGGAUGAUUUGAGCCGCUCGUCGACACCGAUCGACUACGAUGGCGGUGGUAGCGACCUGUCGGCUCCCGUCGGGUCACAGCACCACACAGCCCACUACCCACAGCAUCACCACACGCAACAACCGCCACAGCAGCAGUCCGUGCAUCAUGGGCUUGGCAUCAUCCCACAGCAACAUUCUACGGUGCGCGGUGGACUGCUGGUUACGGAAUCGGCGAAUGUGUCCGGUGACAGCUAUCGUCUUUCGUCUGACGGUACGAUAUCGGAAGGCGGCAUCGUGCAGUGUGCUACGGGAUUGGUGUACGUCAACGGUUCCGGCGGUGCUUCCGGUCUGCCCAAGGAGAUUGUCGGGCGCGAGUGGAGCGCAGACACGAUAGAGGACGUUAACGCGGCCACGGCAAUGCUUGCCCUCAAGCACGGACCUAAGAUAUUCAUCGAAAGCACGUUUCGCAAUGGCAAUCCACCCGUGAUUACGACCUCACCGAGUGAGGACCACACGUAUUCUGCUGGCGGCGCCAGCGGUGCUACCGGGUUGCCGGAACAGUCGACGGCGGCCCCCUCAACGAACGGUUCACCGUUGUUGGUCGGUAAUGGCAGCAGUUGUUGCUCGUCGUCCGACGAGCGGUACGAGCACAGCCGACCCCACCUUCUGCGCCAUCCGCCGCUCCUGUCUCACCUUCCACAGCAUCACGCGAGUCAACAUCACAGUGAUAACAUCAGCAACGGCACCUCUUCCGAUGCUGCCUACGAGAGCAGUGAAGAAAGCCAUCCGCACCAUGCGUCCGCCGCAGACAUGGAAGAACGGCGCCGCCAGGAGAGUGUGUACGCGCUGCUCAACCUAGCCCAGAUGACCUACUCUUCGUCGCCGUCCUCGUCGAUGUCGUCCUCAACGUCCACGCUCUCCUCGCCCGCCUCGUCCACUGGUUCGCUGAAGCGUUCCGCGCCGAACGAUUCGUACACCUCUGGAACCGGGGUCCAUAAUAGCUACCACCACCAUCAACGGUCGCAGCUUGUAGCCUCACCGGACGACCGGAUGCGAAUAGGUAACGCUGCUUCACCACUUCAUCCCCAUCAUGGUCACGUCGUUGAGCUGACCGGCGCCGGAGGAGGACCAUCAGUGACUACGUACUACGGUGGUGUCCAGCAUCUUCACGCUGCCAAUGGCAGCAGUGCCAAUAAGGUGUCAUCGGACGAUCUCAGUCAGCGUUACACGUCGCCGCCGCCGGCAAAGAAAUCCAAAGCCCGCACCGCGCUCAAGAAGCUGAAGAAGAAAUCGUGGGCACGGUAAUGUCACCCAGUGCUGGUAAGCGUGAAGUGGUCCGGUAAACGUAAAACCCUCCACCGUCUUCUCUGUUGAUAUAGAGAGAGAGAGAGAUAGGUAGAGAGAUAGAGAGAACUAUUUUGUGAAACCAAAAACAAAACCCUGUAAACAGUGCUGCUCCAAGGCAAAUAUCAUAAUGCAAUAUGACAUGGACAACCUACACACACACACACACACACACAUACGAAUCAUCUACCUUCACGGGGAACACUUGUGACCCCUUCGCUGCACCCGCGGAGCGCAAGUAGCAGCAGCAACACACGGUGUACCUUCGUUAAAUUUAGGAAAAAAGAAAACUGGAAAAUUGUUACAAUUCUGCUCUUAGGGCUAUUACACUACUACUAUUACUACUAGCGAUACUAUUACUACUAUUACUACUGUUUCACUGCGUACAUUUUAAGCAAAUCAACCUCCAAGUUUAGAGCAACCAAAAUGAAUCGUCGACCAUUUCGCGUGUGAAUGCAACAGAAACACAAAAACCUAUUGCCUUAUGAAGCCGCAGGGGAUGAGAAAGACUAGAGGAAGACGUGAGUGACGAAGAUGAGUUGAUUUUAAAACAUAAUUUCGAGCGGAACAAGUGAUAAAUGCCAACGGUGACCAAGAGCGCCCGUGUAUCCCUGUGGCCUGGCUCCCAGUGUCGCAGGCUGCGCACACACACUCACCCACUGAAACAUUCAUCAUCGUACCAUAAUAGAGUGGCGCUCUUUCUACGGUGACAAUCCCAAAGGAUACUUUUGACCCCUCCCGAUCCCAACAUGCGGCGGGGUCACUUUUACGUUGGUCCAUGCUGAGGAAAUUUCAAUGUUAGUUGCUAGAUAUUAAUGUGUUUUUCCUUUUUUAGUUUACGUUCUCGAUAUCCCAGGUAGCUGAUAGGUAGUAAGAAAGCAAAGAGAAACAGAGAAAGAGAGAAAGAGAUAUUGAUGAAAAAGAAGAUGAGAGAGAAAAAAUCACCGGAAAGAGCAAUCAAAU
Molecule: messenger RNA, 5562 nt
Organism: Anopheles cruzii
Lineage: Eukaryota; Metazoa; Arthropoda; Insecta; Diptera; Culicidae
Gene: CHES-1-like
Product: mucin-19
Exons: 9
Biological process (GO): regulation of DNA-templated transcription
Cellular component (GO): nucleus
Molecular function (GO): cis-regulatory region sequence-specific DNA binding; DNA-binding transcription factor activity
Source: RefSeq, a predicted model, not a curated record